Messenger RNA from Macrobrachium nipponense, 2084 nucleotides. RefSeq names its product cylicin-2-like. The record is from RefSeq and is a predicted model, not a curated record. The transcript is spliced from 10 exons. Lineage: Eukaryota; Metazoa; Arthropoda; Malacostraca; Decapoda; Palaemonidae. The coding region runs from base 213 to 2084 and encodes 623 amino acids.
UCCGUCACUCUAGAUUCGAGUCAGGUGAAAUCAUCACAGUGGCUCUCCCUCUCUAGAGGCGACGCUGAAAACCAUCGCCGUAUUGCUUUGCCCUGGAGUGAACUAAGUCUUGUCUAUCCAAGUAAAUAUCUCACAGUAAAAUAUUGUAUCUUCGCUGAUACAGCGAGGAUUCUCUGGUUGAGAGGAGGGCCGCUGAGAGGAAUCUUCUCAAGAUGAAGUUUUCCCUCUCCUUUUUGUUACUUGCUUUUGGGUGGUUGCUCAUAUCCCAGGGGGAGGCAGCUACGCAAAACUCGUGUGCGGAACUCGAGGGUCUUUGUGUAGCACCCGAGACCAAGUGCGGGAAUAUCUUGACUGACGGGAAAUGUCCAGGGGAGAAGGUCUGCUGCAAAAGACGGCUUAGAGGUGCACAGACGAAAAACCAAAUGACCCGGAACAAAAAACCCAACGGAGAUAAAAAAGGUGUAAAAAACCAGGAACACGGAGGAAAACGAAAUCAUCCAAAGCAAAAUGGUAAUAAUCAGAAGAAGGCUGAUGGGGAAAAGAAAGGCAACAAGAAAAUAAUCAAACCAUCUCCGGAAAAAAAACGAAAUAACCUGGGAAAGAAGAUGAAUGGAGGAAACACACCAAGAAAACAAGGGGCUAAAGAGAUGGCUGGGAAGGGGAAGGAUAGGCAGAGGAAUCCCUCCAAAAACGGCAACACAAGGAAAGAUCCAAAAAGUAAUCGUCCUGGGGGGAAGAGGAACGGCCACAAAACAGUCCAAAGUCAAAAAGGAGGCAAGAAGAGGAAAAACAAAGACAAAAGCCAAAGAAGGAAGAACGGGUUGAAGAAUUCCGGUGGAGGAGCCAAACGACAGAAAGGAGAAGAAAACCAGAAAAAACAGCGAAACAACAAAAGCAGGCAUAACAAGCAGAUGGGCAAUAAGAAGGGCGCAAAGGAUCACAAGGAAAAAAAUGGCAAGCUGAAUGGUGACAAAAAAGGGAGAAAUAAUAAGAGAAAAGGCGGUAAAGGGACAGGAAAAGACAGACAAGCACAAAAGAAAUCAAAAGAUCAUAAGAAAGACGGACAACGGGGCCAGAAAAAAGAUGAGAAAGAUCGAUCAGGGAAGAAGGACGGGACGAAAAAGGAAAAGGAAAUCCUUAAGAAAGAAGGAAAAGUAAGCGGGAAAAAGGAGGCAGGCAAAAGCUGCAGUCUUUCCAAAAAGUGCUUAAAGAAAGACGGAGAAUGCGUCCGGAAGGGCAAGUGCAGAAGUGAGAUCAUUCCCGACAAGUGCAAAGGAAAAUCUUGCGAUUGCUGCAAAUCGAACUGUUCAAAGAAAGCCAAGUCAAAAUGCACAAAGAAAGGAGGCGAGUGUAAACUCUUCUGUAAGCCAAGCGAAAAGGUCAUCCCGAAAGGUUGCAAAGGUAAAAAAUGUUUCUGCUGCUUGAAGGAGGUCAAAUGUCGAAAGAAGUGCGCCAAGGGCCUGGGCAAAUGCGUCAAGAAGAAGAAGGACUGUAAGGGAACGCUGAGUAAAAGGUGUAAACCCAAAAAAGGACAGACAGGAAAGAAGUGUUACUGUUGCAUCGAAGGUCCAGGAGGAGAUGUUACAAAUAUGUCCAUCAGCACACCACCAGGUGGUGUGAAUACAGGACCUGGUGGAACCACGACCCUGGGUCCUGGAGGAGAUAUAACAACUAUCCCCAUCGGCACAUCACCUGGUGAUGUAAAUACAGGGCCUGGUGCAAACACGACACUGGGUCCAGGAUCAGACGUAACGACUAACGGUAUCAGCACUUGCACCGAGUGGUGCAAAUAUACAAGUGGAUCAAACGAUACGGCCAAGCCCGUCAGCACAACGGCAAGUGUUGUAAACACAGGACCUGGUACAAACACUACUGCGGGUCCAGGAUCAAACGAAACUACCAAACCCGUCAGCACAACGGCAGGUGGUGUAAACACAGGAUCUGGCAUAAACACAACAGCUGGACAGGUGUGGUCAGCGCCAGGGAAUCGACGGAGGGACAUGGGUUGCUUGAAGAUUUCACCAAAGCACAGACAGACGCGUCUCCUCAAGCAGCAAUGUUUAGGAACUUCUAAGGUGGGCUAA